Messenger RNA from Colletotrichum truncatum, 1677 nucleotides. Its product is annotated as alpha-l-rhamnosidase. Lineage: Eukaryota; Fungi; Ascomycota; Sordariomycetes; Glomerellales; Glomerellaceae. The record is from RefSeq and is a predicted model, not a curated record. Gene Ontology annotation, biological process: carbohydrate metabolic process.
AUGUCUGAUGCUCCCGAGACCAUGGUCGAGAGCGUUCUUCCAACCAAAUGGAACAGGAAUUUCGAAAAGGUAGCCAACGACCUAUGCCCAAAGCUGCAUAAAUGGGUACGAACACCGCAGAGGGUCAUCAACUUCGCCAAAGAUGAAAACGAAUACUUCGGCCUUCGCGCAGAGCUGGCGGAUCCGCCAAUCGAUCAACUACCCUCAAAGGCCUGGGGUAAAGGCGAUGAUUUCAUAUUGGAUUUUGGCAUACACAUGGUUGGAUAUGUGUCAAUGCGCCUUGAGUCACGGGGAUCUCACAUGGACGCCCCUUGCAGGCUACGCCUAACUUUCGGCGAGUCUCCUUUGGACGUGACGCUAGGCAUGGACAACGUCAAAACAUGGAUCAGUACCAGUUGGUUGCCAGAUGAGGUUAUCAAUAUUGAUAUGUGCCCUGAACUCGUCACCCUGAGGCGCCGUUACUCUUUCCGCUUUCUGCGCGUUGAAGUCAUAGAUACGUCGCCCAAGUACAAAGUUGUUUUCACAGACAUCAAGUGCGAGUGCGUCAGCGCAAUUGGUCAGGAUCAUCCUCUGGAGGCGUUGCAUUUCAACGACAACCUCCUUCAGAAGAUUGACCACGUCAGUAUCUCAACACUGAGAGAUUGCAUGCAAACAGUUUUUGAAGACGGUCCUCGUCGCGACCGCCGACUGUGGAGCGGUGAUCUUCGUCUGCAGGCUCUUGCGAAUUACGCCACGUUCAAGGACUUCAACCUUGUCAAGCGCUGUAUCUUCCAGUUUGCCGCGGUGGCACGCGAGGACGACUCGGUUCCUGCGUGCAUCUUUGAGCAGCCCCAGCUUACUCCGUCAACUGACUAUAUCGUUGACUACGAUGCUUUAUUCGCUGCCAUUGUCAAUGACUAUGUGACAGCGUCGGGCGACACGGCCUCGGGCCAUGCCCUUUGGCCGACUGUUUUAGGCUGCGUGAAACGGGCCAUCACUCACCUUGACACUACCACCUAUGCAUUUGACGAGUCCAAGGGUGAGGGGUGGAAGUUUCUUGAUUGGCAGCCUGGGUUGGAACACAGCGCUGGUGAACAUGGUGUUCUCUUGUACUCACUCAAAGCAGCAAACGCUCUCGCUGAGGUCCUUGGCGAAGAAGCCCCCUUUUUGGAUCUCGUAGCUCGAAUGACUGAAGCAGCGAAGAUUUUCAUCUCGUCGGAAAACGUGUUCAUUUCUGGCCCCAAGGCCCAAGUGAGCUACGCCUCAGCAUCGUGGCUUGUUCUGGCUGAAGCCUUCCCGAAGGAACUGGCGAGGACAGCAUUGCUUAACACGCUAGCCCACCCCGAUGCUCUCAAACCUCUUACCCCUUAUCUUUGGCAUCACGUAUGCGAUGCCCUUGCAACACUAGGCUGUUACGAAAAGUGUAUUGAGAUUAUGACGGACUACUGGGGAGGCAUGGUUCGGGCCGGCGCAGACACCUUUUGGGAGUGCUACAACCCGGAAGACCCUAGAGCCAGUCCUUAUGGCGACGUACGAAACAACAGUUUCUGCCACGCAUGGAGCUGUACCCCUACCUAUUUAUUGAGGUGUAAGCUGAAGGACUUUGUUGGAAUACAAGGUGUCAAGACAGUGACGAUGGGUGCAUUAGAUGAAGAUUGGAUCAAAUCUCAGGUCAGCGUUCAGACAUCGUCAUCAUAA